UAUCGGCAAGUAAAGGUGACGGAUGUACAGAACGAGUGAGAGAGACACAGAGAGAACUUCAAAUCGAACAGAGGACAGAAGACAGAUGAUUGAAUGAAGCCUCCACCACUAACCAUGCAGUGGAGUCUAUCUCUCUGCUCUUUAAUGAGGGUUGCGUUAUUAGCCCAGAUGAGCAGCACCUCAACAGUAAACGUUGCGUUACAAGGAGUGGCCACUCAGUCAUCACAGUACUCUGCUGAUAAUGCUAAUGUUAAUCAUGUGAAAGCUUCUAAUGCCAUUGACGGGAACAAAGACCCAAACGCCAACAAUGGAUCCUGCACCCACACAAUGGAGGAGACCAACCCCUGGUGGAGAGUGAACCUGCUGGAUGUGUACAAAGUGACUCGUGUUGUAAUCACCAACAGAAACAGCAAUCCUGAGAGGCUCAAUGGUUCAGAGAUUCAUGUUGGUAAUUCACUGGAGAACAACGGCAACAACAACCCCAGAUGUGCAUUCAUCUCCAGCAUCUCAGCAGGACAGAACCAGACCUUCCAGUGUAAAGAGAUGGAGGGACACUAUGUCAGUGUGAUCAUCCGUGGCAAUAAAAAAAUUCUCACUCUGUGUGAGGUGGAGGUAUAUGGCAGUCUAGUGGGACACUGUUCAUCUGAAACAUGCCUCUCUCAUGACGAGUAUCAGUUUGUGAACCAACAUAAGACCUGGACUGAAGCACAGAGUUACUGCAGAAAGCGGUACACGGACCUGGCCACCAUAGACAACGUGGAGGACUUGGACAAACAGAUGAAAGCUGUACACAGUGAUUAUACUGAAGCAGCCUGGAUAGGGUUAAAGAAGGGAGACUGGAAGGGAGAGUGGCAGUGGUCAGACAAUGAUUGCAGUGAGGGAUAUUUCAACUGGAGCCGAGACGAACCAAAUAACAGGGAAGGGAACGAGGACUGUGUGAUGAUGAGCAACGGUGGUCAAUGGAAUACAUCUGAUUGCAACAAUUCACAUGCAUUUAUCUGCUAUGACAGACUGAACAGUUCUGGUACGAAAUUCCAUUUUAUUAAUAAUACUCAGAUGACUUGGAGAGAUGCUCAGAUGUACUGUAGGGAGAAUCACACAGACCUGGCCAGUAUGAGGAACCAGACUGAGAACGAGGAGAUAAUUAGACUGGCUAGUGGUGAUAGUGUGUGGAUUGGCCUGUUCAGAGGCUUCUGGAAGUGGUCGGACCAGAGUAACUGCUCAUUCAGAAACUGGCAUGAGAGACAACACGAUAACACCGGAGGGAAUCAGACCUGUGCUGUGACAUUUAUGAACUAUUCCGGGCGUUGGGGUUUUCAGAAGUGUGAUGAAAAACAACCUUUCUUCUGCUACUACAAUAAGGUGAUCUUGGUUCAUCAGAAUAAGACGUGGAAAGACGCCCUGGCCUACUGCAGAGAGCACCACAACGACCUGGUCUCUGUCUCCUCUUACGAGGUCCAGAGAUGGGUGGAGGCCCAGGCCAAGAGAGCCUCCAGUCCUCAUGUGUGGCUGGGCUUGCGCUUCACCUGCACUUUGAACCUCUGGUUCUGGGUCAGUGGAGAGUCCACCUGCUACAACAACUGGGCUUCGGGAAACGGGACCGCCAUGGAGGACUGUGGGAGAACCGGAGUGAGGAGUACAGGGGCGGUAGAGAAAGAUGGAGGACACCAGUGGGUCAGUCUGCCUGACACAGAAGAGCUCAACUUCAUCUGCAGCACAAAAACUAGAAUCUGAACCACGGUAGUAGAAUCUGGACCAAGGUUCGGGACUUAAAAACGGUGACCCCGGACAUGCCGAAUUUGCGCCAUUCUGGAAAGGGGGAAAAAAGCAGAUCCACGCCACAGUGGGUGAGGCGGGUUGCAGGAGAGUAUUUAGAUAUUGAGGUUUAGCAAAAUAUUUUAAAGGAUAUGCAACGAAAAAGAUGUAAAACGAUUUAUACAAGGGACACAACAGGACAAAGACGUCUGACUGCUACACCAUCUUGGAAUAGGAACUGUGAAACGUGUCACAAGAGAAAUACUAAACGGGAGAUCAUAUCACUGAUGCAAUUUCAAUGUUGCUUGAGUUGCUUUGUGUAUCACCAAAUUUGCUUGAGAUGAUUUUACUACAACACUGCUCACUGUAUCCAAGUUGUUUGACAUGAAUAUAUCCUCCCCGCCCACUCAACCUGUCUUUUCAAACUUCCUGGUAGUUAGCCAUGUGAAAAAGUAAAUACUUUUCAGAGUUACUUUUCAGGACCUUUCAAACUUCUUAACUAUAAUAUAUGAUGCUUAGCUUAUAUUGUAUCCACUUUGUUUCCCCUGAAUAAAAAAUAAAAUAAAUCAUAAAAAAUUUGAAA
Molecule: messenger RNA, 2338 nt
Organism: Oncorhynchus gorbuscha (pink salmon)
Lineage: Eukaryota; Metazoa; Chordata; Actinopteri; Salmoniformes; Salmonidae
Product: macrophage mannose receptor 1-like
Exons: 2
Coding region: 94-1734 (546 amino acids)
Source: RefSeq, a predicted model, not a curated record